This is a messenger RNA of Owenia fusiformis, 1594 nucleotides long. Lineage: Eukaryota; Metazoa; Annelida; Polychaeta; Sabellida; Oweniidae. The record is from the annotation of a GenBank genome assembly.
CGCCUGUAUACUUUGGGUAGGUUGGCCAACCAUUAAACGCUUGAAAUCACGCUAACAUUGAAACGAUUGAACUGAUUGAAACACAAUUUAGUGUACACAGGGCUUUACAGACUGAUCAAGACUCACAGAUAUGCAGCCAUGCUGGAACAAGGACUUCCUGUCCUCGUUUCCAGUUGUUCCCCUGUGAUGAUUACGUAGGGCAGACAAAAUCCAUAUUUGAUUGUCUCCAUUUUAAAACACCAUCGACAACUUAAUUAGCUGAAUAGCAAUGCCGCGAGCUAUUAUGUAAUACAUUUAUUCUAUAGACAAAGUGUUCCAUGUAUUGUUAAUAACAUUCAAACGCCUUAACUCAAGAUGAGAAGACACACAAAGGAUUAGAAUUAGAAAACUACAAUUUUUAUGAGCACUAAACUCAAAACAGAAGAUGGUGCCUUCUGACGCAUUCUUGUACAUAUAUAGUAUUUGCGUCUACAUUCAUAAAUGUUAUGGACUUUACGUACCUGCUGAGGCAGCUGGACAACAGACAUUUGAAGAUGCCCAGCGAUAUUGUGAAACUGCUCAUGACGGCCAUAUUGCAAUGCCCAAAAAUUCUCUGGAAGCAACGUUUUUGCAUAUUUCUGCUCUUGGGAAAUCAUGGAGUACGUAUUGGAUAGGCUUAAAAAAGCCCGAUGUUGUUAGCCCUUGGCCGUUGGCACUGGAGGGGCUUGUCGAUAUAAAUGGCUGUAAUAUUAGUUAUAUACAUCAAGAUGCCGAUGAAAAUACUUGGGACCCUUCAAAGGUAUGCGUAGUAUCCGAAUCUUCCGAAUCUUGGGGUUCGAUCUGGGUUGAGGAGGACUGUAAUUCGACAAAACAUUUCAUCUGUGACACAACCCCGGAUGAUAGUUGUUCUCAGGCAACAACAACUGAAGUAACGACAACAGAUGAACAAUCGACAACAGAUGGACAAACAACAACCCCUGAACAAACAACAACAGCUGAAGUAACGACAACAUUCGAAGUGAUGACAACAGUUGGACAAUCGACGACAGCUGAACAAACAACAACCCAUGAACAAACAACAAGAGCUGAAGUAACGACAACAGUUGAAGUAAUGACAACAGCUGAUAAAACGACAACAACAGAUGCGGUAACAACAACACCUGAGUUACGAAUAACCUCGGAAGAAACAACCAUUGAGGAAACAACAACUGAGGUAACGACAAUAGAUCAAGUAUCAACAACUGCGGAGGUAACAACAUCUGCUGAGUUGACAACAAGUGAAUUAGAGGCACUAUCACCUGUAAUUAUUAAACUACAACAACAGGGGCAGGAACCAGCGAAGUGGCCAAUCAAGAAAUAUGUUUAUCCCCCAUCGGAAGCUGGAAGAGCAAUUCCAAUCGGAAUUCUUUCCUUAUUACUUAUAGCUGGAGUAAUUCUAGCAGUAAUAGUCUCAGAUUUAGCAAUAUUGAAAGACCAUUUUGAAAGAUUUAUGCUGAGAAACAUAUUUAGCCAUUGUAACGUAAAACGUGUGUGGUCAAAAUAUACCAAGUGUCAAAAAUAAAGCUGUCCAAAAUGGCUUGAAAUACCAUACCUAGUCCUUUGUACCAUAAAUGUA